UAUAUAUAUUUUUUGAUUUUUUUGUACUAUAUACAUUUACUGUAAAUAAAAUACUGACUACAUAUUUAUCAUAAAUAAAAAAAAAAAAAUCAUGGAUCGGAAAUAGAAAAUUAAAUUCGUCGUUUCCGCAGAACAAUCGAACGAUGUCACAACAUUAUCGAAAUGUUCGAAAUGUCCAUAUACUCGUUGUACCCGGCGAGUCGCCGUCAUCGGGGAGGAAAGGGGUGAGAGCCAGGGGAUGGCGGUCGUGAGUUUCUUCCGCGAGAGGAGGGUGGGUUUCCGCUACCACCGCCCGCUACCCGCACCAGCCGGCGGGAGUAUAAAGUGGUCGCGUGCACCAAAGCUCGGUCACUCUGUCGCGGAGACAUCGAAGAGACGACGCUACCCGGAGAUCGAGUUGUUGUCUUGGCUUCGCAUUCAAGUGUCACCCUCCCUUCGCUCCCAUCGGAACGAACGUCGGACGAACACCGGGCCUGCACGAGAUUCUAUAAAGAUGUCAUCGGUACGAAACGCAGCUACACUGGCGUUGGUGCUUCUCGUCUUGGCAGAGUGGUCGGUGGCGAUGCCAACGACCGACACAGACAAAGACAGACUGUUGAACACCGUGGACUUGAUAGAUGAUGAUGGCAGCAUCGAGACAGCCCUGAUAAAUUACCUAUUUACCAAGCAGAUCGUGAAGCGUCUUCGUAGUCAGCUGGACAUCGGCGAUUUACAGCGUAAACGCAGCUACUGGAAGCAGUGCGCCUUCAACGCGGUGUCCUGCUUCGGUAAAUAAGCAGGACGAAGAAAAAAAAACGAAUGGCGAGAGACGCAAGGGAAGCUCGUACAUAUAUAUAUGUAUAUUUAUGGAAAAUUAUAUUGUCGGAAAGUUUAAGGGAACGCGAUAGAAACGCAAAGGAGAUUCCAGAAAGUCUUUUAAAUUUCGAUAAAAAAAUGUUAUUAAAGUUACACGUUAUUUUAAAAUAUUAAACAUAUAAUUGAUAAUGGCCACUGUGUAUGGUAAUUUACACCAAUUCUAAUAAUGACAUAAUAAUUUAACGUUAUUAAAAUACGCGAAACAUUAAAUACGCAUCUCCCUUAAUAUAAUGUACGUUUAACAAAAUAAUUCGAUAUAAAAUGAUAGAUGUGAUAAAAUAUUUAAUAAUCCAUUCAACGAAAUAAUCAAAAUUGAUUUCGAGAUUAAGAGGCGCCUAUAGACUCUUCGCACGAUAAAGAAUUAAUUAAUUAAUUUCAAAUUAUAGCAACAACAAUUAAUGCGCGCGUAUAAACGAUUCUCUUUCGUCAUUUCUAUGCGUUUCUGUUUGCUCUAAUUCGAAGCAACUGACUGCGUUAUUAAUCCGUGAGGGAAUAAAUCGAGGAGCAAAGACGGAAAUUAUCGUCGGAAGCGCAAGUCAAAGUCGGUUGCCCCUAAAACGAACAAUUAUUCGAUAUCAUCUCGCGAGUUUAUCCCGUGCGGAGUAUUCCCGAAUUUUCCGACAAGGGCGGUAUGUACGAGAGAAAGACAAAGAAAAGAGAAAGAUCCUUCUUCAUCUCCUCGCAAAUUAUCCGAUUUAGAGCUUUCAAGAAGAACAAAGAACAAAGUAGCUGCGAAUGUCAAUCCCGUCGCUGUUUUCGAACCCUUUGCAUCGCUUUCCCUUCGAGGGGAAAAGAUAAGAGCGGAUAAGAGAAAUAAAAAUAAAUAGAAAAAGAGAGAGAAAGACAAAGCGGAUGAAUAAAAUUAAAAUCGAGGAAAAAAGCACGAUAAUGUAAAAUUAAUCGUGACAUCGAUUAAUUUUAUAUCAUCAAUCGUGCGCACGAAAUAAUUAUUGUUAGGUUCUGUAAAUGAUAAUAAGAUAGAUAGCGGGGGCGCGAAUGCAAAGGGUAACGAUACGAUUAACGAAUGUAAUCGAAUACAUAUCAGAGGAUACCGCAGAGAACACGUGCCAAGUCUAAUUCUUCUUUCGCGCUGCUGUAAGCUCCUAUCUCUGUAUCAUCAUAACCCACCAACCUUUAGCGUGCUGUUCGAUACGUAUGAUAUUUAAUUGAUGCGUAAUUUCAUUUGCCUGUGUCGUCGAUGUGUCCCGCCCUAUACAUGUCACAGCGUUCUGUAAAUGAUUAAACUUGUUGUGUAAUUGGCCCCUCAA
Molecule: messenger RNA, 2123 nt
Organism: Cataglyphis hispanica
Lineage: Eukaryota; Metazoa; Arthropoda; Insecta; Hymenoptera; Formicidae
Product: allatostatin C
Exons: 3
Coding region: 239-775 (178 amino acids)
Source: RefSeq, a predicted model, not a curated record